This is a messenger RNA of Centropristis striata (black sea bass), 2105 nucleotides long. Its product is annotated as alpha-2B adrenergic receptor. NCBI's taxonomy places the organism in Eukaryota, Metazoa, Chordata, Actinopteri, Perciformes, Serranidae. Gene Ontology annotation, cellular component: membrane. The record is from RefSeq and is a predicted model, not a curated record. The transcript has a single exon. Bases 45 to 1583 code for a protein of 512 amino acids. Gene Ontology annotation, molecular function: adrenergic receptor activity. Gene Ontology annotation, biological process: adenylate cyclase-activating adrenergic receptor signaling pathway.
UGUCUGUCGCUGUUUAAGUUCCCCCUUCGCCCGUCACCGCCGCCAUGACAGCUGCUCCGGACGCCCCCUGCCUGUCGGAGCUCGGCGGUCUCCCCAACAGGAACAUGAGCCUCGUGUCCGGUGCCCGACCCUGCAACCGGAGCACCGGCAGGACCUCGCCUUACACCCCGCAGGCCACCGCGGCCUUCGCCAUCGCCAUCACCUUCAUGAUGAUGCUCACCAUCGUCGGGAACAUCCUGGUCAUCAUCGCCGUGCUGACGUCCCGCUCUCUCAAAGGGGCUCAGAACCUCUUCUUGGUGUCGCUGGCCGCGGCCGAUAUUUUAGUCGCCACGCUUAUUAUCCCGUUCUCGCUGGCCAACGAGCUGCAGGGCUACUGGGCGUUCAGUUCCAUCUGGUGCGAGAUCUACCUGGCGCUGGAUGUUCUCUUCUGCACCUCCUCCAUUGUGCACCUGUGCGCCAUCGCACUGGACCGCUACUUGUCCAUCUCCCGGCCCGUGUCCUACGGCGCCAAACGCACCCCAACACGCAUCAAGGCGGGCAUCAUCGUGGUUUGGCUGAUCUCCGCGGUCAUCUCUUUCCCUCCUCUACUCACGCUGGACAAGAGCGAAGGAGGCGAAGAGGUGUGCGAGCUGAACAACGAGCGCUGGUACAUCCUCUACUCCACCAUCGGCUCCUUCUUCGCCCCCUGUGUGAUAAUGAUCCUCGUCUACGUGCGGAUCUAUCAGAUCGCCAAGCAGCACACGCGCUGCCCGCCCGGACAGAAGCAGAAAACACCGGCAGCAGGAGGAAACGCCGCUGUGGGAACUAACGAGCCUCCGGGGAAGUUAUCAGAACAGAACGGGGAUAAAGGAGGAACGACAGGUGGCGAGAACCAAGAAAAAGUCCCGACCAAAAUUUCUGGCUCUGAUUCAACGCCAUCAUCACUUCAAAACCCGCCUGAGGAUUCCCAGAGCCAGGAUGCUCACCCUGCCAAUCCGAUUGCCGCUACGGUCCAAAAAUCCGCCUCCUCCCCCUCAAUCCCCCAACGUGGGAGCCAAAUCCUCUCAGCUGUUCCCCAAAAACAGCCCCAGACACCUCCAGAUGAAGAGGGGGAAAACUCGUCCAGCUCCGGCUCCGAGGAGAGAGUCCACAGCAAAGAAGAGACACAGAACAAGACUGGCAAGAAAACUGUGGUCCAAACAAAAGGGUUCAAAGUUCAGAUGCUGAACCUUGCCUGCAGGUACAAAAACACUAUCGCCACGUCGUCUGGCACCAAACUGGUCCCAGAGGAAAUGCCAAAGAUCCAGGGGACGCCCAUGUCUCGCCGCAAAGCGAUGGUGAACCGGGAGAAGAGGUUUACCUUCGUGCUGGCCGUGGUGAUGGGCGUGUUUGUGAUCUGCUGGUUCCCUUUCUUCUUCUCGUACUCUCUGCAGGCGGUGUGCCCCGAGACCUGCAGCAUCCCCAACCCCCUGUUUAAAUUCUUCUUUUGGAUUGGCUACUGCAACUCGUGCCUCAACCCCGUCAUUUACACCAUCUUCAACAAUGACUUCAGGAAGGCCUUCAAGAGGAUACUGUGCAGGGACACGAAGGGUACGUUCUUCUAGAAGGUGUUAAAACUGCUGGCAGACAGAAUGAUAAUUUAUCCCAACAUGAAAAAACAGUUUCAUUCUUUCAGUAUCUGACGGGGAAUGACCUUCUUCAACACGCUUGUACAUUAAGGAGGAAAUUAAGCCCAUUGUCUCUUCUUCUUGUGUUUGUCUUGAACGCUGACUCACCGACAGAAGAGGAGAAAGCCACAGUCAAGUGGCCGAAUCAAUUAUCUUUAAUGUUAUUUAAGAAUACGGUGUAAUUGAAUAUUCAAUGACUCUGAACAAGAAUGAUUUGAUUAUAUCUUGAAACGGAAGUCAAGAGGAAACAGGGUCUGUGUUCAGUAAUUUAAAGGAAAACUGAUGCGUUUUUGUGUGUGUGUGUGUGUGUGUGUGUGUGUGUGCAUGGGAGUAGAGGACGGUUGCCUAAGGGUCUUACUGGAAGAGAACAAAUAUCACUAAGUGUCCUUUAUCGGAGAUAAAAUGGGCACUCAAGGAACACGAGAUCAGGGAAAAAGCGAGCCUCCUCCUCUCUGUGCC